Messenger RNA from Arachis stenosperma, 732 nucleotides. RefSeq names its product pentatricopeptide repeat-containing protein At2g20540-like. The transcript has 4 exons. Gene Ontology annotation, molecular function: protein binding. The record is from RefSeq and is a predicted model, not a curated record. Lineage: Eukaryota; Viridiplantae; Streptophyta; Magnoliopsida; Fabales; Fabaceae. Bases 1 to 732 code for a protein of 243 amino acids.
AUGCCCUCCGAUCUCAGUUUCAUCCCUGCGUCCGCCGCUGCUCCCUGCGUCCGCCGUCGCUCCCUGCUUCUGCCGCCGCCGCGCAGGACUCUGCCUAAACGCUUGGAGGAAGUAGAGGAAAGUGUAAAAGUGCUAAUAGAUGCAGCUAAGACGAGAAAGGUAGCAGCAGAGAAGGUUCUGUUUGCACUUUCUGUCAUUGAGAAAGCGAAAAUUGAUCCUUCUGGCUUUCUUGAAACCCUGGGUGGCAAUGAAUCCCCUGAGAGGACAUGGAUGCUAAUUUUCACCGCUGAGUUUGAAAACUUAAAAUGGUCCUCUGAACUUGUUUCUCUGGAACGUCCUGAUUCGUGGUUACACCUGGAAUGGGCCCCACCAGGAUGCCAUUGCCUGUCUUCCUCUGAACUUGUUUCUCUUGUAACUGUGAUUUCGUCCUCGGCUGACAUUGCCUGUCUUCCUCACGGGAAGGAGAUCCACGGUCUUGCUUGGAGACAUGGAUUUCAAUCCAAUGAGAAGGUUAUGAGGAAAGAGGCUCGGCCGGAUCUUAUAACCUUUGUUGGUGUUCUAGCAGCUUGCAGCCGUGGGCUUCUGCCCAAUGAAGGGCAAUCAUUUUAUGAUAUGAUGAUGAGGGAUUAUGGUAUCAAUCCAACUGUUCAACACUACACAUGCAUGGUUGAUCUUCUUCGUCACUAUGGCAAACUGGAGGAUAGAUUGAUAGAUAGGAUAUAUACUCUUUAA